AGAUUCUUACGAAAAAUGAUUAUCAGUUCAUUUUUUAAGUGAUAUAUUAUAAAAAUAAAAAUUUCACCGCAAAUAGGACUUCAAGUCUUUCGAUGUUUUUUUGUUUUUUGGUAUUUAGUAGACGCUUAAUUUCUUUCCCCCCUUUAUAUUUAUUAUAUGUAUAUUAUGAUAGAUUAUUGAUCUAUGCUGAUUCCCAUAGAAAUAUGCAUUUAUUGUAAUAUAAAUAGCUUUGAAAAAAGUUAAAUACACAUAUAAUAACCGAAAUUUUUAUUUUUAAAAAAUUAUAUAAACUAUAUACCUAUACCUCAUUUCGGAAAAGAAAGAAAAGGAAAAAAUUAUGUUUAAUAAUAAGUUUUUAUUGGGGAUCUUCUCUUACUUUCUACCAAUGGCUCCGCUAUUGAACCAUAAUUUGGCGCUUUUUUUGGGCAAUCAUUAUUCCGUUACUAAAACCAUGCAUUUGCUUACCAAAGAUCCUCAUGUAACAAAUUUGAAUGGUAGCACCAAAAAAGUUGGUAUCAAUACCGUCGUGAGCGAUAAAAACGAUUCUAAUUUAGAAGUAGUUCUUAUUCACGAUAUCAGGUUUAGUUAUAUGCGAUAUCUUUAUCAAAAUAUGAAACGCCGAAAUAUCUUCGAAAGUUAUUGGGACAAAUCUCAUCUUGCUAAAUCCUCUUCGAAAGAGUCAGAUGAUUCCAUGAUCAUUAGAAGUUUCGAGAAAAUCAGGAAUCCUAAUAAACCAUACAUUCACGUUUUUGACAUAUCGGUAGUUUACGAUGAGAAUAUACUGAACGCGGAUAUACUAUUUUCGAAUGACGACAUCAAAGGACUGCAAGAUGCGGGAAGAACUCCGACCAUGCGUCAGAUAGUGUAUAAAAACCACGAAGGCGUGCUUCAUCAUAUGACGGCGGAGGAAUCAAAUUUUUAUCGCGACGGAAACUUAGCCAAAGUGUCGGGUAACGCUGUCGAGAAUUGGCUGAAGAUAAAUGUCACAUACAUACUUUUGCGGUUACAUGGCAAGAAACCUUCAAGUAUAGGAUUUGUCUUCGAUGUUAAAGAUGCUUCGCAACGUUUUAAUCACACCAUGGCGCCUUUAGAUAUAGAGUCAACUUUGGUCAUUAUUUCGGAUAAAACUUCACACGAAAUGCCAAUUUUCGCGUACGCUGUGAAAGGUGUGGCUAAUAGACGCAAGAGAUCAAUAAUUAGAGAGAUUCCGAAAAUCUUUAAUGAUACUAAUUCUAAGAUAAACAAUAUGUUUCAAUCGCAAUCACGACUCGACGAAGAAAAUUAUUUGGCCGAACAAGCUGAGACUCUCUGUCAGAGGUAUGACAUGACAGUGGACUUCGAAACAUUGGGAUUCCUAGACGAGGAUUACUGGAUAAUAGCUCCAACCAAAUACAACGCGUAUUAUUGCGAAGGGGGCUGUCAUCCUAGGUAUUUAGGUUUAGACCUGAACCCCACAAAUCACGCUACACUCCAGGGGCUUUUAUACGAUAUCCAAAAUAGCCACGAGAGGGAAGACAAUCAACCCCUUAGCGAUGAGCAUAGAUACCGCGUUGAGAAAGGAGACUUAAAAGAAUCGAAUUCCUCGGAGAGGAAUAGCGGAGUGCGAGCCAGCGAAAGGGUGAUAAGCGACGACGUGAGACCGCCUUUACCGUGCUGCGUUCCCAAUCACUUAGAACCACUAACGGUACUCUAUUACGAUAAACAAAGGAAUGUUGUGCUGAAGCGUUUCACUGAUAUGAUAGCGUCUAAUUGUGGUUGCCAGUGAAACUUACGAAUUUUAUACUUAUCUAUUUAAGAAAAUUUUUUUUAUAAUUGAUUGCGCUUAUUAUAUUCAGAUGUUUAAAAACAAGCCUUAAUCAAAUGAAUACGAAUGCUAAAAAAAAAA
Molecule: messenger RNA, 1885 nt
Organism: Gordionus sp. m RMFG-2023
Lineage: Eukaryota; Metazoa; Nematomorpha; Gordioida; Chordodea; Parachordodidae
Product: bone morphogenetic protein 2-like
Exons: 6
Coding region: 338-1765 (475 amino acids)
Cellular component (GO): extracellular region
Molecular function (GO): growth factor activity; cytokine activity
Source: RefSeq, a predicted model, not a curated record